UCUUAGGGACCAACGAUGACUGGUUCAAAGCAGAAAUGCACGGCCAUGAAGGCUUUGUGCCCAAAAAUUACCUCAGAAUCGACCUCCCCAGCUGGUACCAGGAGAACACAGGUCGGCACGAGGCCCAGGAAGCGCUCCACCCCAGGCCCGUGGGCUCCUUCAUCAUCCGCAGCAGCCAGAGCUCCCCGGGGGACUUCUCCAUCUCCGUCAGGCAUGAACAGGACGUACAGCACUUUAAGGUGAUGCGGGACAACCGUGGUCAGUACUACCUGUGGACAGAGAGGUUCACAUCCCUCAACAAAAUGGUGGAGUACUACACCCAGAACUCCAUCUCCAAGCAUAGUCGCAUCUUCCUACGGAAAAGUGACCAGCAGCCGCACGGUUUCAGAGGACCUCCUGAGCCAAUGCCACCUCCGCAGAGUUUCAGAGGACCUCCUGAGCCAAUGCCACCUCCGCAGAGUUUAAGAGGACCUCCUGAGCCGGUGGCACAUCAACAGGAGCGAGGACGCAGCACGACGAGAACCGGCGCUCUGCCCGCCCGCCCAUCGGAGCCCCUUCCUUCUCCUCCUCAGCCGGCCGCGCUGAAAGUGAGGGCCUUGUACAACUUCUCGGCAGAGGAGAGGGACGAGCUGGACUUCAGCAGCGGAGAUGUGAUCGAGGUCGUGGACCAGACGGACCCGUCCUGGUGGACGGGAAAGCUUCGGGGGCGGACAGGCCUCUUCCCAUCUAACUACACCACACCUGUAUGACCACAAGGCCCAGCCUCAUCACGCUCUCUCUGCAGGAACACAGUUAUGUUUUGCCUGAUUUCAAUCCCUUCUCUAAUUGUUGUUGUUGUUGUCCAUGCCCAUUUCAAAACAGUUACAACAGUCCAUGAUAUCUCAUACACAUUGCUUAGUCUAUUUGUACCUCUGUUGCAUUGUAUUUUCACGUCUCAAUAAAAUGUAUUUUUCUGAA
This is a messenger RNA of Alosa alosa (allis shad), 957 nucleotides long. It is a transcript of the gene grap2b, whose product is annotated as GRB2 related adaptor protein 2b. Bases 36 to 749 code for a protein of 237 amino acids. Gene Ontology annotation, molecular function: protein binding. Lineage: Eukaryota; Metazoa; Chordata; Actinopteri; Clupeiformes; Clupeidae. The transcript is spliced from 8 exons. The record is from RefSeq and is a predicted model, not a curated record.